AUGGACAGGUUCCAGGAGGUUAUCGACUGUGAGAGGAAGCUCCUGGAUGGAAAUAUUUACAAACCGAUGCCAGUGUUUUUAAAUCUGCUGUUUGAUGAGGUUUGCUUCCAAUCUAUGGUCUACCCAAGACGUCUCUAUUUGCCUUGAGCUUACAAUUAUCUUUAUCCAUUUGACCAUUUGAUAGCAUGAUGGCCAAUAAUUAUAAAAUUGUGUACGAAUCAUGGCAAAACAGUCGGAAGCAAGUGGUCAAUUUAGGGCCACCUUCCACAUUUUGUCAAUGCAGUUGUGUCCAUAAUUUAUAACUUGAAGACUUCUCCGUAGCAACAGUUUCAAAAGUAGCAGAAUGGGUCUAGUUAUCCACUGCAGAUUAAAUUAUAGAGCAAUGCAAUAUGAACAGAUAACAACGUUCUUUAAUUUCUUUUACAUGUAGAUGUGCCACCAAGGGAGGGCUGAUGAACACGUAAUAGUAUGUGUGGUUAUCAAAGAAGGAGAUGACCUUGACCCUGUGCGCAGGUAUGUAUUAUAAGAAUUCUAACUUUGGUAACAAGGGAACACAUUUCUAAACUAAAAAUAACGGAAUUUUUUUUUACUGCACACACAAGAAGUUUCUCCCUACUCCUCAAUGGAAAAUCAAUUCUCUGAAAAAGUGAGGAAAAUUGUUACUCAUAUCUUCCUAUAUCCUUGCCCAGAAAUACUCCCUGUUAUAAAAGAAUGUGGUGUUCAUUUUAGCUAAAAAGUUUGUACUUUGGUUUCAGAUUUGAAUUUCGUUGAAAUAAUAUUUUACAAUUAUUGGACGAGGUUAGGGAAAAUAUCGUGAUUUGUCUGCGAGACACUGACGAAUUACGAUAUUUUGUGAUAGCCGAGUUUGUUCUUGAAUGAAUAUCUUCGGAAGCGAAGCGAUCUGCCAUUUUUCACUCAAGAGCGAUCCCAAGAAGGAGAAAAGCGUGGUUCAUUUACGCAUGAGCAGAAUAUUAUUUGCAGCCAACAAAGUUGGACAACAUUGUGCCUGAGCAGACCAUUAAUUAAAAACAGUUAUUUGCAGGUCAUGUGGUGGGCGCUUGGCCAAUACAUUUUAUUAGUUUGUUUAGUUUUUAAUUUAUUGAUAUUGUGUUUUAAUUUCAUCAUUUCGUAGAAUGCUCAGCUUUUUGGGGAAUACCCCCAACAUAUAUUUUUGGACUGCCAAAUGGGGGACAAAAAGUGCCAGACAAGGUAAAUAUUAAAAUAAAGGUACAUAUAACCACAACAAAUGGAGAGAAGAAGUGGUGUCGAGUAAAGACAAAACUUAGCACUAGUUCAAAUCCUAAAAAGCAUCUUUCUAUUUGUUUCAACUAUACUAUGAUAAUCCUUGCCUGCACGUCAGUUAUUCACAUUAAUUUCAGUCAUAAUAUUAUUAAUUAUGUUACAUACGUUAUUGCCUAUAUUUAUCACAUAAUUAUCUUAAAUUCGCAGUCCCAGAUAAAUUUGGCUCGAGUAACCCUCAAACAGAGGUGUUCAUCCUUGCACCGACGACAUCA
Porites lobata is the source of this 1514-nucleotide messenger RNA. The record is from the annotation of a GenBank genome assembly. Lineage: Eukaryota; Metazoa; Cnidaria; Anthozoa; Scleractinia; Poritidae.